This is a messenger RNA of Oncorhynchus nerka (sockeye salmon), 1012 nucleotides long. Its product is annotated as mucin-19-like. The transcript is spliced from 4 exons. Lineage: Eukaryota; Metazoa; Chordata; Actinopteri; Salmoniformes; Salmonidae. Bases 111 to 659 code for a protein of 182 amino acids. The record is from RefSeq and is a predicted model, not a curated record.
GAUUCCUUUAUGAGGUGCAACCAAAACAGCUGUUAGAAAUAGCAACAGGGAUAUUCUGGCAGGCUGUCGAGAAUUAGUUCUUGAAUACUGUUGUGGUUUUGAUCACUAAUAUGGCUGUGACUUUUGGAUUCUCUUUGAGUGUUUCUUGGAUGUGUUACCUGCUAAUUGGAGGGAUAACUUGUUUUACACUUAAAGGUAACGCUCAUGGGCAUCCUGCCUACACUGGACCUGAACCAACUGGAUCCUAUGCCCAAGCAAGUGUGGUGUCUGGUCCAAAUGCUAAAGCUACUGGCCACAAUGCCACGUCAGCAGAAGCUACUGGCCACAAUGCCACGUCAGCAGAAGCUACUGGCCACAAUGCCACGUCAGCAGAAGCUACUGGCCACAAUGCCACGUCAAGUGUGAAGUCCGGCCCCGGCGCCUCAGCAGAAGCGACAGGCCCCGGCGCCUCAGCAGAAGCGUCAGGCCCCGGCGCCUCAGCAGAAGCGACAGGCCCCGGCGCCUCAGCAGAAGCGACAGGCCCCGGCGCCUCAGCAGAAGCGACAGGCCCCGGCGCCUCAGCAGAAGCGACAGGCCCCGGGGCCUCAGCAGAAGCGACAGGCCCCGGGGCCUCAGCAGAAGCGACAGGCCUUGAACAGAUGGCCCGACCACUCAACUAGGGAGACCAUAAUUUGGUUUGGCCAACUCCUUGUCUUAGCCCUGUUACUGUGCCUCUUGAAGAAAAGGGUAAAGGUAACUGAGGUGGGGAAAUGUACCAACUAAUGUGCUUGUUUGAAAUGAGGAUCUCCUUCACUUGUACAUUGUCAUGCAAAUUGUUUACAGGGGUGGACGAUACAAUGUUAUGAAUUGUUUUUAACCAUACGACUAAAAUUGACUUCUGAUGUAGUGAUAUUGCUGACACACUUUUAGGUUCUACGGUUAUGCUUUUGAUUUAGCCUGGUGUUCUUGCUACUACUCUUGCAUGGGUUACUCAAUAAACCAUUUGACUUUCAAAAAACCUUGUCCUUAAAAU